GUCUCAUUACGAAGCCAUUUACCAAGAUCGACGAGCAAUUAGCUAGCUAAGCUAGGGCAAACUGAAGUAAGAGGGGAUAGAUAGUGCCUACGAGUGUUAGCAAGAUGCCGAAAGAACCGAGGCGCAGCAACAAUCAGCGCCCCCUGCAUAUACCAACAAUAGGUAGGCGACAGCCUCCAAUCAUGCAGGAACAUAUUACCAAGGAACGCCCAACUCAUCAGAACAAUCCAGCAGGGUUGAAUGCCCCCACGUGGGGUGGAGUUGGCCAUCUUGGUAAUCCCCAAGCCCAAGUUCAUUCUACCAUUACAGCUCCAACCCAUCAACAUGAAAAAACUGGGAUGAAUUACGCAUCAAGGGGUGGAGUGGGCAAUCCUACCAACCAGCAGGAAAAUUCUACCAAGAUUGUCCCAAACCAUGAAAACAAUAUAGGGGUGAAUUACCCAUCAAGAGGUGGAGUGGGAAAUCCUUGCAACACGCAGGAUAAUUCUAGCAAGAUAGUCACAAACUAUGGAAACAUUACAGGAUUGAAUGUUCCAUCAAUGGGUGUUGUUAUCUUUCCUCACACCUUACAAGGUCAUGGUGCCAAUGUAGUCUCAACUCCCGAGAACAACACAACAACCGAUGCACCAAUCGUUGGAUCAGCAAACAGAGCUAUCCACAUGACCAGUGAAAAUCCUGCUGCUGAGAUACAAGCUCAAAUCGUCAAUGAGAUAGUGUCCUCAGGGUAGCCAUGAAGAGUGACUCAAGUUCAGUGAAGAAAGACGGAUGCAGGUGACAAUGUUGGUCCUACACGAAGUGCAAAUAAACGCAUAUAGGUGUCGCGUAUGAAUUGUAUACUCCUAUGCAUGUACUGCUCACAAGCAUGUGCUUAGUCAUUCGCAAAACAAAAAGGCAUGUGCUUAGUGAGCGUCAUUUGUUUGUAAUUUGUGCCUGUAAGCAUGUCACAGUAAGCAUGGGUUAACGAUGUAUACUUGGUAUAUGAAUAUUUAUAUA
Messenger RNA from Hordeum vulgare subsp. vulgare (domesticated barley), 993 nucleotides. RefSeq lists its product as uncharacterized. The transcript has 8 exons. The record is from RefSeq and is a predicted model, not a curated record. NCBI's taxonomy places the organism in Eukaryota, Viridiplantae, Streptophyta, Magnoliopsida, Poales, Poaceae. Bases 105 to 728 code for a protein of 207 amino acids.